AUGAUGCAACAAGGUCAAGACACGAUGCAUUAUUGUGGCAUGGGUUGUUGGAACAUUCGUCGAUGUCAACCUCACAAUUUGGACCUUGGAGUCACAAGGCAUAAUACAGACGGCCUUAAGAAAAGGUCCACAGACAAGAUGGCAUUCUUUGCAUAUGUUCUUGACAGCCUAGCAAGCAACCCUACAGCAAGCUUGGUGAUAUUGCUGAUCUUGUUGAUGACAUGGUGGUACAUGAAACCAUCACCAUACAAAUUUCCACCUGGCAGACCUUGUUUACCGAUCUUUGGAAACUUCUCACUGUUUGACCUUAAUGCAGAUUUACCAGAAAUGUUUUUGCAAAUCUCCAGGGAAUAUAACAGUUCUGCGGUUGUAUCUUGGGUAUUCUCAUUCUGCACUGUUAUUGUUAAUAAGUACGAAGAUGCAAGGGAACUUUUCAUGUCAGAUAUAUUCAUGAACAAAAUUGAAAGUUCAGCCAGUAAACAUGUCUUCAGAGGCAUCGUGGGCGCCCAAGGUGAUCGCCAUAAAGAACAAAGGAGAUUCACUCUAUCCACCCUUCGUGACUUUGGAUUAGGAAAGAACAAAGUAGUUGAGAAAAUACACGAAGAACUUGAAAAACUUGUUGAGGAACUUGAAAACACAAAUGAUUUGUCGAUUGAGAUGAAUUGUAGCUCGAUUUUUAAUACUGCAGUAGCAAAUAUAAUUUGCUCCAUGGUAUUUGGUCACAGGUUUGAAUACAAUGAUCCUACCUUCAAAAGGAUGUCAAGUCUUAAUAAUGAGAACAUAACAACUAAUAUAAGGAGAGUGUAUCUCAAAAUGGCUGUUCCAUUUGCUGAUUACAUACCUGGAGACCUGUUCCGUGAAAAGCGUCUUCAAAAAUGUGUAGACGAAGUAAAGCAGAAUGUUCUUAUACCAGAGUUUAGAAGACAUUUUGAAAACUAUAACCCUGAUCAUAUUGGGGAUUAUAUGGAUGCGUUUAUCAAGGAAAUGAAAGACCGGGAGGGUUCAGAUAAGGAGCACUGGUUUACAGAAGAACAACUGAUGUGGAACAUAGAGGACUUGUUUAUUGCAGGAACAGAAACAACAACAACAUUUCUUGGAUGGAGUUUCUUGAUGAUGCUUCACUACCCUGAUGUCCAGAAGAGAGUGCAACAAGAGAUUCAUGACAUAGUUGGUACUGAUCGCCUUCCAUCAAUGACCGAUAAAGUGAAUCUACCAUAUACAGAGGCAACGCUUUUGGAAAUCCAGAGAAGAUGCCCUGUUGUUCCUUUACUUGGCCAUUGUUCAAUAACACCAGACAAACCCUCAACGUUUCAGGAAUACAUUCUUCCACCAAAUACAAACUGGGUUGUUAACUUCCAUGCUGUUCACCAUGACCCUGACUACUGGCAAGACCCCUACACAUUCAAUCCAGAAAGAUUCAUAGGAGAGGAUGGCAAGUUCAAGAAGGAUGACCAUGUCAUGACAUUCUCUGUUGGUAAAAGGUCAUGCCUGGGUGAGUCUUUGGCCAAGGCAGAAAUGUUCCUGUUCUUCUCAACUGUUCUCCAGAGGUUUUCCCUCCAAACGGAACACAACCAACCUCCACCCAAGAUAGUAAAGAUGCCUGGCUUGACAAGCAGUCCAAAGCCAUAUAAAUUCUGCUUUGUGAAAUUAUAGACAUC
Messenger RNA from Owenia fusiformis, 1658 nucleotides. Lineage: Eukaryota; Metazoa; Annelida; Polychaeta; Sabellida; Oweniidae. The record is from the annotation of a GenBank genome assembly.